Molecule: messenger RNA, 1206 nt
Organism: Python bivittatus (Burmese python)
Lineage: Eukaryota; Metazoa; Chordata; Lepidosauria; Squamata; Pythonidae
Product: V-set domain-containing T-cell activation inhibitor 1-like
Biological process (GO): T cell receptor signaling pathway; regulation of cytokine production
Cellular component (GO): external side of plasma membrane
Molecular function (GO): signaling receptor binding
Source: RefSeq, a predicted model, not a curated record
CUUAACUGGGGGAGUCUCAGCUUUGUUUCUGAAUGGAAGGAUGGCAUUCUUUGUGGUCCUAAUCUACCCUCCACUCCUUCUGUUGCUUAUCUAUCAGGCAGAUGCAAUGGAUGUGUUCAAGGUACGUCCAUUCGACAAUAUUUCUCUGCCCUGCCAUUUCUCCUUUGUGGAUAGUACAGAUGGCUUAUCCUUCACCUGGGAGAGGGAAGAUAUCAAGGAGGAGCAUGAAGUAGAAGAUAAAGAAUUUUACAAAUUUUUUGUUGGACUUCAUGAUUUUUAUCAGUUUUAUCCCAAGCUGAUAUAUAGCUUUAGCAACAACAUGGAACAAGUGGAAGAGCGGAAUUCUCUCUAUGAAGGCAGGGUCUGGGUAGAUGAAGAGGAGAUACCUGAGGGCAGCCUGACACUCAUCCUGGAGGAAGUUCAGUUUUCUGAUGAGGCUCUGUAUAUAUGCAAGGCCACUAAUUCACGAGGCAGAGGGUUAAGAAAAAUGAAGCUCAUUGUGGAAGAUGCUGAAGAGCCACAGGUGCAGUUCAGCACAGUCGAUGAUACACUUGUGGCCAAGUGCAUCUCAGCUGGCUGGUACCAUAUGCCAAAGGUAACCUGGCGUAACCGCAAGGAAGAGGAUCUGUCCAGCUACUCCAAAACAGAGAUUUUGGAAGAGAAGCAGGAUGGGUCGUACAGGGUGGUGUCUACUUUACAUUACCCUGUAUUGCUCCAUGAAAUCUACACAUGUCACAUUGAAGAGGACGACGUGCUCAACAGACCUGUUAGAUCCAUCCACAGAGUCCCAAAGAGGAAAUAUCAUAAUAUGUACAAUCACUACUAGAAAAUCAACACCUAGUUGAUGCAGCUUGUGAAGAGAAGCACUCAUUCUUUCAUCGCAUCAGCUCUGUACAGUGCUGCAACAGCAGAAGGAAGAGGGGGGAUAGAUAACAGGGCAGUAAAAUUCUGCAUGUUGAGAGAAUAUUGCUCUGUUAGAUGUUUGAAUUAAAAACUGCCAAAAUAAGCCACAUAAAGGGACAGCCAAGACUGUCUAGAUUGUGCUUUCUCAUACUUACACUUGGGAAGGGGUGAUUAGUUCAUCAGUCCCCAACAGAUGGUUGCCCAGUCAUUCUCAGACAUCCAGUGGAGGGGAGCCCACCUACCCUCUAGAGAAAUUACUGCAUUGUCAAACUGCUCUUGCCCUUAUGAAGCUUAAAAAGUAAU